This is a messenger RNA of Epinephelus fuscoguttatus (brown-marbled grouper), 884 nucleotides long. RefSeq names its product regulator of G protein signaling 9 binding protein. Bases 70 to 849 code for a protein of 259 amino acids. Gene Ontology annotation, cellular component: neuron projection. Gene Ontology annotation, biological process: G protein-coupled receptor signaling pathway. The transcript is spliced from 3 exons. The record is from RefSeq and is a predicted model, not a curated record. Lineage: Eukaryota; Metazoa; Chordata; Actinopteri; Perciformes; Serranidae.
AGUGAAGGGCAGCUGGGCUGAAAUCUUGCCUGCUGUGGCAGAGUCUGAGACUCUGGACAAGUCAUCCUCAUGCCACUUGUAAAUAACAAAGUCGGCGAUGAUUGCACAGUUGGCACAGAUAAGGCUUUGGUUGAUGGAAAGGCUCAGGUGGAUUCUUUGAUAAAGGUGGUGGCAUGUUAUCGGCACUUGGCCUCAUGUGUUGGUGGGUGCACAGACAGCUUGCAGCUCCGGGAUGAGCUGCGACAAACACGAGAGAAGGCCCAAACGUUGGCCAUGGCCAUCUGUAGUCAUCUCACCUCACAUCUCCGAAACAAGAGCCUGCCUGAGGAGCAGCGCAAGGAGAUGGAGCUCCUCUGGGUGGCCUUCUCCUCCAGCUUAGAGCUCCUACAUGUUGAUAUGUGUAAAGUUUUCAACAUAGGGGACAUCGUCUCUCUGGCUAACACUAAUACCCUGGUGCAAACUGGCCUACAAGGAGGAGGCACUGAAGUUGCAGCCCGGGCACUCAGUCUACCAGACCUGAACCAAGCUCAGAGCCCAAACCUCCCUGAUGGGCUGGAGAGCCAGGAGCGCUGCACCAUGGAGCAGGAGAUCAGCCAUAUUAACCACAUGAUCGAUGACAUGGAGAUGAAAGUCAACGUGUUGCGCUGGAUGGUGGAGCCCCAUGGGCCACAGUAUGCAGAGCCGCUCAGCAGCACCGACAGCGCCUCUCUGGGUCUGCUCUCAGUGGACGAGGAGCAGCCUGGACAUCAGCCUCUUUGCCAGCGCAGUCAAAUCUUUGUGCUCUUAUUGCUGUUUGCUGUUGUUUUGGUGGGAGCCACUUUAUCUGUCUGUGUUUUCUUUUUCUCGUGAGCAAAAACCUUAAUACACUCAACUUAUUUUUUUCU